AUGUCAUUUGACAUGGGCUCCAAGCGGGCCUACAAUUGGUUCAUCUCGCUCGUGGCGGCAGCAUGCAUGGUGCUGUACGGCUACGAUGCAUCCGUUUUCAACUCGGUUCAGGGAUCAGACAACUGGAUGGCCUACUUCAAUCAGCCGAACGCGGCGACAAUCGGUUCCAUUAACACCGCAUACACCGUUGGCGCCAUCUUCGGUGGAUUCUUCGUUGGAGGACCGGUGGCAGACUACCUUGGUCGCAAGGUCGGAAUGGCCACUGGCUGUGUCCUGGUUAUUGCCGCGACAUUCAUGCAGACAUUCGCUCCCCGCCACAGCCUUGCUUGCUUCCUUGCGGGCAGAUGCAUCAUCGGUAUUGGUCAGGGUAUUGCCUUGACCGCAGGACCCAUCUACAUCGGGGAGCUGGCUCCGCCAGAGAUCCGAGGCAAGAUCAUGACGUUCUGGCAGAUGUUCUAUUCUGUUGGAUCUUUCAUAUGCUUCUGGAUCAACUACGCUUGCACCAAGCACGUUGAAAGGCUGGGUGAAUGGGACUGGAAGUUGGUCGUCAUCUUCCAGCUCUUGGUCCCCAUUUUGAUCGUCGCACUUCUCCCAACCAUGCCGGGUAGUCCUCGUUGGUUCAUUAAACGUGGAAACAAUAUCGAAAAGGCACGCUCCGCUCUUCGAAGAGUGCGAGAGAGUGAAGAGGAAGUGGAGGAUGAAAUCCUUCAGAUCCGCGAGGCCAUCGAGUACGAAAAAGAGGCUAUCUCGGGCAACUACAGCGCCCUGUGGAAGGACAAGUCUCUCCGCAAGCGCAUGUUACUGGCACUCGUCAUCAACGCUGGCCAACAACUUACUGGACAAGGCUCACUAAACUCGUACUCCACCAAGAUUUACAAGAAGGUGUUUAGCAGCGAUAGCCAAAUUGCCCUGAUCAACGCCCUCAAUGCUACUUUCGGUAUCCUCUUCACCCUGAACGCCGUGUGGAUCGUUGAUAGAUUUGGACGGAAGUUCCUACUGAUCGUUGGUGGUAUCGGCAUGGGUAUUUGCAUGAUAAUUGUCUCCGCCGUCGAAACCGAAACACCAAAUUUGGCCGAUGGCGCUAAGUCGAUGCCGGUCGGCAUAUCGACUGUUUUCCUUCUAUUCCUAUUCAUCUUCUUCUAUAAACCAUCAUGGGGUGCAACUGUCUGGAUUUGGACAUCCGAGGUCUUUUCCAUGAACGUCCGCGCACAAGCAGUCGGCAUGGCGUCGCAGACCCAGAAUGUUGCCAACACCAUCUUCCAGCAGUUCUUCCCCAUCUUUCUCGACAACGACGGCUUCUAUGCUUUCUACAUGUUUGCUGGAAUCAACUUCUUGCUCGCCGUGUUCGUCUACUUCUUCAUUCCGGAGACCAAGCAGGUUCCGCUUGAGGAGAUCGAUGCUCUGUUUGGUGGCGCCAACCACGUUGUGCAGGGUGAGGAAGUGCUGGCGCACCAAAAAGGAAUGCAGAUUUCAAGUGAAGUCCGUGAAGUAAAUGACAAGCCUGAUGCUGUCACUAUUGAGAACGUCAGCACUCGGUAA
This is a messenger RNA of Penicillium cinerascens, 1539 nucleotides long. Its product is annotated as putative MFS sugar transporter. Gene Ontology annotation, cellular component: membrane. The transcript is spliced from 5 exons. The coding region runs from base 1 to 1539 and encodes 512 amino acids. Lineage: Eukaryota; Fungi; Ascomycota; Eurotiomycetes; Eurotiales; Aspergillaceae. The record is from RefSeq and is a predicted model, not a curated record. Gene Ontology annotation, biological process: carbohydrate transport; transmembrane transport. Gene Ontology annotation, molecular function: carbohydrate:proton symporter activity.